UGUUGGAUAAUUCCAGAACAAGCGUCGCAGUUUUUUACGCUGUUGCAGUCCAAAGACAAGUAGUUGUGCCGGAGCUCUAGCUUUGCCCUGGACACGCAGUCUGGACGUCUCUGAAGACACCCGCAGAUAUCUUAGCUAUCCUUCGCUGUUCGACAGCUCGGAGCGUCAGUUUUGACAUUAACCGCUAGAUUUAGUUAGCCGACUUGUGAAAAAUGUUGAGUGUCACCAGAAGCGUUUCAAGGACUCUCCCGACAAUGAACUGUAACGUUACAAGAAAUGUGUCCUCUUUGGUUAAGAAGGCAUGCUGGAGUGGCUUCCAACCAGGCACUCUCAGAGCUCUGUCCAGGAGAGAAUAUGCGUCAGAAGCUGUCAAGGGCGCAGUCAUUGGCAUUGACCUGGGAACCACCAACUCAUGUGUGGCAGUCAUGGAGGGGAAACAGGCCAAGGUGUUGGAGAAUGCUGAGGGAGCCAGAACGACUCCGUCAGUCAUCGCCUUCACAGCAGAGGGGGAGCGUCUGGUGGGCAUGCCCGCUAAACGCCAGGCUGUCACCAACCCCCAGAACACACUGUACGCCACCAAGAGACUGAUUGGACGUCGCUUUGACGACCCAGAAGUCCAGAAAGACCUGAAGAACGUCCCCUACAAGAUUGUACGUGCAUCCAACGGUGAUGCUUGGGUGGAGGCUCAUGGGAAAAUGUAUUCCCCCAGCCAGGCUGGAGCCUUCGUCCUGAUGAAGAUGAAGGAGACUGCAGAGAAUUACCUGGGAACCAAAGUGAAGAACGCUGUGGUCACCGUACCAGCCUACUUCAAUGACUCUCAGAGACAGGCUACCAAAGAUGCCGGUCAGAUCGCCGGUCUGAACGUGCUGCGUGUGAUCAACGAGCCAACAGCCGCCGCUCUGGCCUACGGCCUGGACAAAACCCAAGAUAAAAUUAUUGCUGUGUAUGACCUGGGUGGAGGUACGUUUGAUAUCUCCGUCCUGGAGAUCCAGAAGGGGGUUUUUGAGGUGAAGUCCACCAACGGCGACACCUUCCUGGGAGGAGAGGACUUCGACCAGCACCUCCUCAAACACAUCGUCAAGGAGUUCAAGAGAGAGUCUGGUGUGGAUCUGAUGAAAGACAACAUGGCUCUUCAGAGGGUCCGAGAGGCUGCUGAAAAGGCCAAGUGUGAGCUGUCUUCUUCGCUGCAGACUGAUAUCAACCUUCCCUACCUGACCAUGGAUGCAUCUGGUCCCAAACAUCUCAACAUGAAACUGACCCGCUCUCAGUUUGAAGGCAUCGUGGCCGACCUGAUCCGCCGCACCGUGGCUCCCUGUCAGAAGGCCAUGCAAGAUGCCGAGGUGUCCAAGGGUGACAUAGGAGAGGUGCUGCUGGUCGGAGGCAUGUCCCGUAUGCCCAAGGUUCAGCAAACGGUUCAGGACCUGUUCGGCCGCGCUCCCAGCAAGUCUGUCAACCCCGAUGAGGCCGUAGCCAUAGGAGCAGCCAUCCAGGGUGGCGUUUUAGCUGGCGAUGUUACCGAUGUGCUGCUGUUGGAUGUGACACCACUGUCUCUGGGUAUCGAGACCCUGGGUGGAGUCUUCACCAAACUCAUCAACAGGAACACCACAAUUCCCACAAAGAAGAGCCAGGUGUUCUCCACAGCAGCUGAUGGACAGACUCAGGUAGAGAUCAAGGUGUGUCAGGGGGAGAGAGAGAUGGCAGCAGACAACAAGGUGCUGGGUCAGUUCACUCUGGUGGGAAUCCCCCCCGCCCCCCGCGGUGUUCCUCAGAUUGAGGUCACCUUCGACAUCGACGCCAACGGCAUCGUCCACGUCUCUGCCAAGGACAAGGGCACAGGCCGGGAACAGCAGAUUGUGAUCCAGUCAUCAGGAGGUCUCAGUAAAGACGACAUCGAGAACAUGGUCAAGAAUGCUGAGAAGUACGCAGAGGAGGACAGGAGGAGGAAGGACCGCGUGGAGGCCGUCAACAUGGCCGAGGGCAUCGUCCAUGACACAGAAUCCAAGAUGGAGGAGUUCAAGGACCAGCUUCCUGCUGAUGAGUGCACCAAGCUGAAGGAGGAGAUCUCAAAGGUCAGGAAUCUUCUGGCCAACAAAGACUCCGAAACAGGAGAGAACAUCAAACAGGCGGCCACCACCCUGCAGCAGGCGUCGCUCAAACUCUUUGAAAUGGCAUACAAGAAGAUGGCGGCAGAGCGGGACAGCAGCGGCAGCUCAGGCUCAUCAGAAGGAGAUAAGAAAGAAGGCCAGCAGUAGACCUUAGCACUUGGGUGGCACGGGGUUUCCAUGACAACAGAGGACCGUCGGGCUCAGGGGGUGGACCGGGUGGGGAGUGGCAGUCUUGAGUGACGAGCUGAAUCUUAGUCAUUCUCACCAUUACAUAUUAUUCUACUGUGUUUUGACAGUACAAUACUCUAGUGAACAGAUCGAUGUCCGUGUGCGCUCCUCCAUGUCCUGUGAUAUCCUGUCUGUUUGUAAUUUAAUUGUCUCCAACAAUGUCAUGUACUUUAUUUUUACCAAGCUGUUAAUUUACAUCCUGAGGUAGUAAAAUGUCUCUUUGUUUGUCUAAGACAUCAGGCGGGUUUCGUGUUGUUUGGCUCCAUCCUCUGAAGCAGUUCAGCUUGUUUAUGGCUCUGAUCAGUUUUUGUUGUUUGUGCCAGUUGAACUGAGUAAAAAGCUUGUACACUGUUCAGGCUUUGGUACAGAGGACAGCCCUACUCCAUUUACAUAUUAUACAGUGCUCUACUUCAGCUAUAGCUAUCUUGUUUUAAUGGUGCACUCAAAACAACUUGGAGGUGGGAGGUUACUGUACAGAUAUAUUUAAGGAUACAGACUUUUUAUGUCAGAAACUUGCCACUCGGUUGUCCUGAAUGCACUCUAAAGCCUUGUAAACUAAUGCAGAACAGCAGUGAGGAGGUGAUUUUUUUUUUUUCUUUAAAUCAAAUGUAUUCUUUAUCUGCAGCACUCUACAGGAAUUAUAUUUGGUCCUGUGUCCUCUUGACUUUUAAACAGGCUUGUUUAAGGGACAUAAGGCUUGGGUAACUUCUCGUACUGCCUUAUGGCAGGAAGGACAGAAUAUAAGGUCAAACGUUAGUUCAUUUGUCUCAUCUUGAUUUAAAAUAAUGGAAGGCUUUGAUCUGUCUUAGUUCUUUGCAUCCUCCUUUUGUAGCGUGCAUCUUAAACAGAGCUGCGUUCUGACUCUGAAACACAUGUCUGAAGGUUUUACUAACUGCAGCUAAGCUAGAUAUAAGUCAGGUGAAUCUGGAUGUUGAAAUUGCACAAUGGAGGAUGAGGCCUUAGUUUACUUUUCAUUUCAGAAAGACCACAGGGGGAUGAGUUGGGAUGCAACAAAACAGUACACGACGGUGGAAGUCCGUAUGAGCCCAGCCAUGUCAUUCCCCUCCAGAAGGAAGUUUUGUUGCUGCCACACAGUCCUCUGUGGAAUGUUAAAAUAACUUGCUGUCUUUUCUAAUAAAAAUUUGAAAUGUGA
Micropterus salmoides (largemouth bass) is the source of this 3486-nucleotide messenger RNA. It is a transcript of the gene hspa9, whose product is annotated as heat shock protein 9. NCBI's taxonomy places the organism in Eukaryota, Metazoa, Chordata, Actinopteri, Centrarchiformes, Centrarchidae. The record is from RefSeq and is a predicted model, not a curated record. Gene Ontology annotation, biological process: cellular response to unfolded protein; protein refolding. Gene Ontology annotation, cellular component: mitochondrion; cytoplasm. Gene Ontology annotation, molecular function: heat shock protein binding; ATP-dependent protein folding chaperone; ATP binding. Bases 213 to 2252 code for a protein of 679 amino acids. The transcript is spliced from 16 exons.